Rosa rugosa (rugosa rose) is the source of this 4732-nucleotide messenger RNA. Its product is annotated as BTB/POZ domain-containing protein At1g04390. Gene Ontology annotation, molecular function: protein binding. The transcript has 12 exons. The record is from RefSeq and is a predicted model, not a curated record. NCBI's taxonomy places the organism in Eukaryota, Viridiplantae, Streptophyta, Magnoliopsida, Rosales, Rosaceae. Bases 77 to 3109 code for a protein of 1010 amino acids.
UGGCGGUACACCGCUUCUUUGAUUCAAUUGUUUGACGCUGGAGCUGGGCAUCUCGAUUUUUCUUUGAACCGAAAAGAUGGGACCUUCAAAACACGAUCGGAGUAUCAUCAGUGGACAGACGUCCACGCGCCACCAGCGUCUCAACGACGCUCUUAACCUCGGCACCAGAGUGUAUGGCGGUGAUAAGGCAAGGAGAUGGCAGUGUAUGGAUAUUGCGAUACAGAGGCAUGUGGUCCAUUCUAUUGCUGCGUUUCUUGAUUCUGUUUCUGGGCACCAUCCACUUUUGAAGGCUUCCGCUGCCGAUAUCAUUGCAGCAUUAGUCUGGAUACUUCAGUCUAACAAGGGAUCCAUGUUGAGCACUGCAGCAAAUGUGACAGUAAAAUUAGUCAGCCUUUUACCCAAAUCAAUACUGCAGCUGGAUGCUUUAGAUCUUAUUAAUCCUUUGUCAUCUUUGUUAUCUGCCCAUCAAACAGAAGUUUCUAUAUCAUGUGCUGCAGCAUUGAAUCUUAUCCUUACAAAUCUCAGUAUGAAGAAUGCAAAAGAAGUUUGGGACAUCCUUGAGAAAACAGAAAGUGUAUCUCAAGUUAUCAGUAACUUACGGUCUUUUUCAGAAUGUAUGAUGCCAUUUGAACAUUUUCAACAGAUGGCUUUACUUUUGAGUACAAUACUAUGGUGGUGGCCUCCAUCUAGGUUUUCUGUUUGGAGUGAUGCUAAACUGAUGGAAGAUUUAAAUGAUAUGCUUAUAAAGCGAGAUGUUUAUCACAAAGUUGCUGUUUUGAAAUUGUAUUCUGCCAUCGCUUUAUGUGGUAAUGGGGCCAAGAAAGUAUUAGAAGGUGGAGAGGCGCUUCUGGAACAGAUGGUGCAAUGCAUGGACAGCUCAUAUCCUUAUUCCAUUAGAAUUGAAGCAUUCAGGCUAGCACAGUGUUUAGCGAUAAAUGAACAAAAAUGCUUGCAAAUGAUGAGUUUAUCUUGCCAACCUAUUAUUAAAGCCAUAAUUUCUGGAAUGUGUGACUGGAGCUCACAUUCUAGAAAGGUCACCAUUGACCAAUUGUCUUUGCUAGUGGAGGCAUGUCGCUUGGCUCUGAUCACUCGUUGGGCAGGGGAGCAUCACAUUUACUUCUGGAAACAAGGGAUUGAUAAAAUCCUUCUCGAUCUUCUCCUUGAAAAAUUUCACAACCAAUCAUAUGAAGAUUCCAUGUCAUUGGAAGAGCAGAUAGUUAUUGCUAAGGAGGGUCUCAAUGCCAAUUAUUUACUUUUUUUGAGGAGUUAUGUCUGGGAUAUUCUUGGAUGGCUUGCAAUACAUUGUGGGGAGGAUUUCAAACCUGAAACUGAGUUCCACUUGGACAUCCUUAUUGCAUGUGCAUGCUUGACCUUUGUUGAGGCAAUUCAGAAAUGGCAUAAAAUAUAUGAAAACGACAUUGCUCGUACCUUCAGAAGUGAAUCAGCAACAAGGGCAGUUCUGAUGAUGAUUUAUUCUCCCUGCAAAUACAUUGCAUCAAAGGCCAGAUUCAUAUUGUCUGAAACACUGAAGCCAAAAGGCCUGGAGUAUCUGAAUAUCUUACUGCGUUUUCUUAAUAAUCUGUCAUCUGGGAAUUUCGCGAUACCAGAUAAACUCCAAAUUAUCAUUUAUUUAAUGGGAUUUAUGUGCUAUUCAGGUUUGGAAGAGUAUCAAGUCUGGAUUAUCAAACAAAAAGGGGUAAAAACACUAUUUUCUUUCGUGAAAUGGUGCUUAAGUAAUCAUUUCCAAGUAGAAAGGCUGAGCUUUGCUCCCCAUUUGCAUAAUACGUUUCAUGAGAAAAUUUGUUGUUCAAGUUCCAGAGAAUGGGAAGGGAAAGACAUUCUUUUGUUGUACAGUUUGUUGGGAUUGGCUGAGUUGAUAAAGCAUUCUGGAUGUGUAGGAGAUAACCUAGACAGAAUUGCUGGUAAGAAUACAUUGGCUCAUAUUGAAGCUGAACUAGUUAGUAAACUUCAGGACAUCUGUAAUGACAAUUGUACCCCUGGGGUGCAAUGGUAUGCCGCAUAUGUUCUUAGUUAUUUUGGGUUUUAUGGUUUUCCGAGUAAGCUAAUGAAAAGGAUUGGUAAAGCAAUUAAUGAUAAGGAUUCUGCUGAUUUACAAUUCGUUCUCACAAAUGGAGAGUGUUUCAGUGUUCAUGGGGUGGUGCUUGCAAUCCAAUGUCCAUCGCUACUGCCUCCUGAAGGGCUGCUUCCUAGUGAGGUAACAUCUGAUGAUUCUUCAGUGACAGGCUCUAUGGAGGUUUCUAAAGAGUUUCAGAAAGACAUAAGAUUAUCUGCUCAUGUCGAUCACCAAGCAUUGGUGAUGUUGUUGGAGUAUAUCUACUUGGGAUAUGUACAAGCAGAAGAAGAACUUGCAAAAAAGUUGAGGACUCUUGCCAAACGUUGUAAUUUACAGCCUCUGUUACAGAUGCUUUGUAGAAAACGUCCAAAGUGGGGCAUGGCUUUUCCUAGCCCUGAUCUCAGUGCAGCUCUUGGUCCAUCCGGACAUCGUUUCUCGGAUGUCAUCUUAGAAGAGAAAGAAACAAAGCUUUUGGGCUGGACAUGUGGUGUUUGCUCUUUAUCAGUGCCUCACAUGCAUGUUCACAAGGUUGUAUUGUCAGCAAGUUGUGAUUAUCUGAGGGCCUUAUUUGAGUCAGGAAUGCAGGAGAGCAACUCACAAGCCAUAAAGGUCUCAAUCAGUUGGAAAGCAAUGGUUAAACUAGUCAACUACUUCUAUUCUGGUAACCUGCCAAAGCCUCCUUCCGGAUGUAUAUGGAAUAACAUGGACACUGAAGAAAAGUUAGAUGAGGUACAGUCAUAUGUAGAGCUUUUUUGGCUCUCUGAGUUCUGGAUCAUGGAAGAUGUCCAGGAAGCAUGCUCGGAUGCCAUCAUAUCAUGUCUUGGUUCUGCAAGAGAGUUGGCUAUUAAAAUACUACAAAUUGCUGCGAAUUUAUCUCUCUGGAACUUGGCCGAGGUUGCAGCGACUUAUAUGGCCCCUUUAUAUCGCCAGUUAUGCGAUUCUGGUGAACUUGAAACACUUGAUGAAAUGCUGGCUGAUAUGGUUCGGGUAGCGUCUGUUCGAUUCUCCCAACAGGGUGGUGAUCAGUUUCAGUGAUUUGAUUCUCAUACUGGUUUGGAACUGUGAAAUUGACACUUUCUCCAAUGUAGUGUGAUGGAGGAGUGUCGGUUACAUCAAUUUUGUUAAGUUCUUUUCUCAGAAACUUCUUGUAGAGCUAGAGUACGGCCUCAUCAUAUGUUGACCUGACCCCUAUAAGGAAUUGCCUGCUUGAGAUGUACAAUCUUUUACUUGAGGGUGAGCAGAGAGGACACCAAUCCCUUAACUUACACUCCUCCAUCUAGAUACUAAUGCGAGGAGAAUGGAUAGUUGGGCUGAAACUUCAUCUGUGUUGAGGCUUGACUCUUUGGGCUUAUGAUUUUCUAAGUAUUACAGAUGUUCUGGUAGUCAAAUUAGCAUCAAUAAUUUUGAGCAGAUUACUGCUCUCAACAAUCAGACGUGUGCAUCAUUUCUUGGCAGUACUAUCGUUGGUGAUGCUUGAACAUGAGUUCGGGUGGAUUUAGUGGAACAACCAUGAAGAAAGAAGAUCGUUGCAGCAAUUCUAUUCUGAAAUGGGAUUAUAGAAUAAGGAGAAGGGUUUGAUAGAGGAAAAACAAGAAAAGAUUUGGAAUUAACCAGGUGGCAAAGAAGAACUGAUACUGUCUGAAAAUAUGGGAAAGCACAGCAGAGGAGUAAUCACUCAAGCAGGGAAAUCAAAUGGCAGGGGAGACACCUUUGAGGGGUUGAGUACGUCUGGAUGUACAAAGCCAAAUCUGCUCAGUACUUGAUUAUCUGCUAAAGUAAACGCCUUCUGCAUCCCAGCCCAAAUAGCUUCCCAAUUGUAAUUGUAGAGUUGUACUCCCCACUGCAUGGCUCACACCUGGUGAAGUGUGCGACAAAAGACCCUCCGAAACUAUCUCUCCAUUAACCCCUUCAGAUAGUGUUCCCUCUUUGCACCAUAGAAAUGGCUGAACUACUCUGCAUGUCUCCUCCUAAACAUCUCCACCUAUGCAGCAAUCUCUGUGUACCCUUUGGAAAAAUGUUUUCAAACUUUGUCCACUUAUGUCAGCCAGUACUGUUCAGGCUGUACUUCUCUGUCUUGUCCGCCUAUUUCCUUUCUGUUCUAUAAGAAGAUAUAUCAGAGCUGAUUGAUCUUCUGCUGCUGGAAAUAACUUAUCUAUGAAGAUUGACUUUUGAACUCAAAUGGGAUCUUGAACUCCAUGUCCGUGAAGAUUGCAUCCGAGUCAAUCCACCAGAUCCACUGGGCCUCAGGAUAAGCCGACAAAGCAGCACGGAGAUUCGGGUUUUUGGCCCAGCCACCAUGGAUUCUGCAACUCUCCAUCGAAAAAAAAAAACCCCAUAGAUUCUGCAAUAGUCGAAUUUGUUCUUGAACAUCCUUAGCAUCAAGUGAUCUCCAACAUGCUUUUUACAUACUUUGGGCUAAGACCCUGUUACCAUAAGAAUCCUACCAUCAGCUGGAGUAUCAGCAACCACUCUCUGCGCUUCUCCUCCCAGUCCUUCAUUAGUUUCCCAAUUGAGUAGCUCAGAUUUUGGUUUAGGGUUUAGAUAUUGAGCUUGAUGUAACCUUCAUUCAUUUGGCUCAUUUUAAAAAAUUGAUGGAACACUUUGCUUAACAUUCGUUUGACAAUUAAAAAAAUUGAUGGAACAGUUUUGCUGUCGACA